This is a messenger RNA of Bolinopsis microptera, 2620 nucleotides long. RefSeq lists its product as uncharacterized. Gene Ontology annotation, cellular component: nucleus; SMN complex. Bases 1856 to 2374 code for a protein of 172 amino acids. Lineage: Eukaryota; Metazoa; Ctenophora; Tentaculata; Lobata; Bolinopsidae. Gene Ontology annotation, biological process: spliceosomal snRNP assembly. The transcript has 4 exons. The record is from RefSeq and is a predicted model, not a curated record.
AGCUAGCAAUGAAUUUGGAGCUAUCAGAGCCAGUAAAAGAACGCCUGACUAAAGUGACGAGGCUCGGACAGAAAGUCUUCUACUAUGCUAUAAUCCCUUACAUCAUUUUCAAGGGACUUGGCACUGACGUUGACCCGGCAUCAGGUCUCCCUCCUCCUUCUAUUCUUAGUAUCAUAUUCUAGAGUCCUGCUCAAAUUCUGCUCAAUUCCUGCUGAGAGUUUGGGAAACCUUGACAUGAUGUUCAGACACGACCGUGUCUUUCUACAGAUAUAUUAUCACGCCACCUGACAAAGUGUAUGCAGCGAUCACUUAGUUUACUGAUACUGCUACUGGAUUGAUUGGGGUAUAAACUGGACAUUAUUGGUUUCACCUUAUAUUGACCCUCAUUAGCCCUAGGUUUCAAGUGCUGUUGAGCUUGAUCGAGUGAUUAUUGUUCCAUUUUUAAUGUGAUCGAUGCGUUCCCAAACGUUUUAGAAGGUUUUCUAUUCUAGAGUUCUUAUUUUCGACUAAUUUAUUUAUGAUAUAUAUUUUAGUUUUACUUCUAUUCAUUCGAAAACUUCAAGUGAAAUUCACCAUGUUAUACAGAAAAUCAUUAUUUUUACUAUUAAACACUCAGUUUAACAUACAGUUCUGACCACCAAUAAAUCCUCUAUCUUACAGUGUACGGAGUGUAUCUAGAGUUAUGACAGGAAUGUAAAACAUAUCCCUGAAUCAUGUCCGAUAUUGAAGAAGACUGCUACCCUCCUCAAGCACUACCAAGAGGCACACACACUCCCGGCGAGAAACCCCAAGAUGGCCUCCAAUACCUCUCAAUCGUACACUCUGAAGCAUCAUACAUUCCGGAUGUCAUGUCAGUUGACAGAAGCAUGUUCAACCUAAUGUCAGAUGAAACCGAACCACGUGAUGAGAAAACUUCACUUAGUUUCCCUCCCGCACUUAUCAACAAGCAAGUUCACAAGUUCUCCAAAUUAAGACAAUAUUGCAGCAGGAUGCAGAAGAUCCACCCAAACAAGCUCCAGGGAGACGAACUGGAACUGAGCAUUUCCAAGAAAACCUUCGACGAGCAGGCCAGUUUAUCUCUGGUACUGAGCUUGUCCCAAGUUUCUGUGUUUGAACUGCUGGAUUACGUUCAGGAUGUUUGUUUGUCUUCUGAAGAAAAGUCUAGAAAUCCAAGGGCUGUUGGUUCGUGGGUUUUUUCUCUGUUGUGUGUUAUUGAUAAACCUGUUCCCAUGGAUUACAUGUCCAUCAUAAGGGCGGUUGGGCGACGUUGUGCAGUCCUCAGCUCCGAAUUACUAACCACACUUGAUCCAGAAAAACUCGAUCUUUCCUCGAACGAACCUAAUUUUCAAUAUCUCGUCCUUUUCAUUCUAGUGUGCCACUAUUUCGAACAGUUGGAUUUGCUGGAGGAGUUUGGACUGGCCUCCGGUUCAUGACGAUCUGACAAAAAUGUUUUAAACGUUCAUUUAAAUGCUCUUUUACAAAUUUUUGAAGGUUGGAACCUUUUUUAUUCUUUCAUUUUUUACCAUCGACCAAAAAUUAGCUGUUUUAACUUUUAAUCUUUUAUCUUGAUGUUUGCAACAUCCCAAUUAUUGCUUCAUUUCAGAAUAAUGUAUCAGACUCUUCAUUCAUUCCUAAUUGAACUUCUCACAAUAAAGUGAUUUCAUUUUGUUGAUGUAGAUCAGAAUUGUGAAUCAGUUGGGACGAUGAGAAAAUAAUAAUACUGUGCUAAGUUAAGGUGAACUUGAAAAUCGAAUUAACGGUUAAAAAACUCCAAAUAAAAUAAGCUUGUAAAACCUAUUGUGUGCUCUUGACGGUUACAGUGUCCGACAUUUCCUCAUCCCCACACCAUCUCAGGAUGACUGGUCACCUCAGAACAGCUGUUCGGGCAGCUAAACGUGCAGUGAGCCACCUUAAUUACCCGUUCUGUACCCAGGAGAGAAGUGGUGUUAUCACUGCCCUGGUAGAUUGUGGGUGUAGGUGGUCACGUGGUGAGCUCAUGACUAUUUCUGAGCGGUCUAAAGAAUUGGAUAUUGAUCCUGUGAAGAUAAUAAAUGUUUACGACCGUAAUUACGACCCGACCCAAUUUAACAUAUCCAGAAAAGAGGCGAUGUUGAAUUUCUAUGUAAUCGACCAGAAGGGAAACAGACAUAAAAACUUGGAUGCUAUGCUGUUUCUGUAUUGGCACGCCGACAGGAAAGUUUACUGCCUGGCAUAUCCCUUCUACCGACCUCUAAAUUAUAUCUUCGAGAAACUGUGGCUACCACACCGGUUUAAAUUCUACGGCAGAGAUGAUGUGUACAUGGAGAUAACUGAAGACAAGAAAUAUAUGGAGUGGGCCAGAGGGAAUAGAAAGAAAUUAAAUGAUAAAGGAUGAACUUCGUGAGAUAUUGACACUGCUAGAUGUGAAAUGAUGAUCAUUUGAGUGCAUUCAGCUUUUGUGUUGUUGAUUCAUCAUUAAGUUAUUGUGGUUAUAAUCAAUAAUGGACAUUGUAUAUUUCAGAGAAAUCUUUGAAAGUUUGUAAAUAAUUUAUCUACUCAUUUAAGAGAAUUUGUAGAAUACGAAGUUGAAUAACUAAUAAUUCUUUGACAAUUUCAUGAAAUCUUCAGUUCUGGUUCGUUC